This is a messenger RNA of Vitis riparia (riverbank grape), 906 nucleotides long. Its product is annotated as thioredoxin-like protein CITRX, chloroplastic. Gene Ontology annotation, molecular function: protein-disulfide reductase activity. The transcript is spliced from 4 exons. NCBI's taxonomy places the organism in Eukaryota, Viridiplantae, Streptophyta, Magnoliopsida, Vitales, Vitaceae. Gene Ontology annotation, biological process: plastid organization; cell redox homeostasis. Bases 52 to 606 code for a protein of 184 amino acids. The record is from RefSeq and is a predicted model, not a curated record. Gene Ontology annotation, cellular component: thylakoid.
CUGCCCAACAGACCAAGUAGUAGUCAUCUCCGUCUAUCUCCAUCUCUAGAGAUGGCUAUGAUGUACACUGCUACAAGACUGCCUCAUAGCACCAUCACCAGCGUCCCCCCCAUGAUCCCAUUCCAAAGUCCACCAUCUCACCUUUGCUUCUCACACUCCCCCAUGACCCAUCAACCCAGCUUGCUUUUUUCCACCACCAACACCAGACCCUUUUCACUUCGACCUCCAAGAAAGUUGCUUUGCACGCCCCCUAAGGGAAAGUAUGUUAGAGAAGACUAUCUUGUGAAGAAGAUGUCAGCCAAAGAGGUUCAAGAGCUGGUAAAGGAAGAAAGAACUGUACCCCUUAUUAUCGAUUUCUAUGCAACUUGGUGUGGCCCCUGUAUUUUAAUGGCUCAAGAACUUGAAAUGCUUGCUGUGGAAUAUGAGAGCAAUGCAUUGAUUAUCAAGGUUGACACAGAUGAUGAGUACGAGUUUGCACGCGAUAUGCAAGUUCGAGGACUGCCAACAUUAUAUUUCAUCAGUCCAGAUCCAACUAAGAAUGCAAUCCGAACUGAAGGGCUCAUCCCAAUACAGAUGAUGCGUGAUAUCAUCGAUAAUGAAAUGUGAAGAGGAAGUUCAUUUCCCCUGCCACACAGAUGAGGGAACUCUGUUCUAACUGAUGUAUCAUAUAUUGAUGCAAUUCAGGGGACUUUCUCAACUCAAACUACUGCUUUGGAGUCACCAAUUUUGUAGCUCUUGUACUAUUUAUGUGAAUAAUUGGAAUGGUAGGGACCCCUUGGACGCAAGGCUAUGUGCAUUUGAACUUAAAUGGGCCUCUCUGGUAUCAAAAAUGGAAGUGAUCUUUCAAACAUAUGAUUUCAUUUUUUGAAGUAGAGAACGAUGAAUACCAUACAAGUUUUAGAUAGA